GUAAUUUACUCAUUAAUUAGCAAAGAUUUUUGUACUUGCACUAACGUGCGCACUACCACAGUCUGCCGCCACGCUAACAUGCGCACCUCCGCGUCGCCACCUGAAAUACCUUCUCCCCUCUGAAAAAAUCUCACUCCUCCGGCCACUUUCUCUCACUAACAUGCGCCAUCUCCUCCUCCGGUCCACCAUCGCCAUGGCUCCUUCCUCCUCCCUCAGAAAACCCUCUUCCUCCUCCUCCGCCGCCGCCGCCCACCACCACCAGAGUUCACCGAGCUUCCCUUCCUCCGCCUGCAGACACUCCCCCUCCGCCACGCUCGACAUCCUCAUCUUCAUCCUCGUUCUCUGCUCCGGAACUUUCCUAAUCGUCUCCUAUUUCUCGUACCUCUUCCAAUCCCUAACCCUAAUUUUGCCCCCUUUCUCAACUGUAAUCUCACACCUCCAUUACCAUCUAAUUUCCAACCCUGAAUCGCAGCUGAUUUUCUUCUCCUCAUUCGUUGUCCUCUUCGCAACUUUCGUAGUUUCCUUUGAGAUCUGCUGCGGCCAUAGAUCGCGAAGGUGUGGGAAGAAAGACUGCAAAGGAUUGAAGAAGGAGAUGGAGUUCGAUUUGCAGCUGCAGGGGGAGGAUUUGCUGCGAAUUGGGAAUGGGAAUAAGUCUGUUCGGGAUGUGAAUGAGCUGCCAUGGAAGGGGGGAACUGAGGACAAUCCAGAUUACGAAUGUCUGCGCGCUGAAUUGAGGAAGAUGGCUCCUCCUAAUGGCCGCGCCGUGCUGCUGUUUCGGGACAAAUGCGGCUGCCCGAUUUCGAAGCUCGAAGGUUGGGGCCCCAAGCGGAGUCGCCGCCACAAGAAGACUCUAGCUAUUACCGGCGGAGGUGAUCAUCGCUGACGAUGGUAAAUUUCGUGAUUUGUUUCAUGUUCUACGCUAUUAUGCCGGACCGGACAUUAUUUCCUUAUUUCUUUUGGCAAAAGUGCUCAUAAUCCACGUGUUAUUUGAAAAGUCUGCUCUUAUAAUUUAGAAAUCGCACGAUUUUUCCUUGUAUUUUAGAAAAAUAUUGCACAUAAUUCCUUUUUCCUUGCGCAAUUUUUAGGAAUUCUGUGCAAUAUUUUCUAAAACACAAGAAAGUCCGAACAAUUUCUAAAUUAUAAACAAGCAUGGUGCAGACUUCUAAAUCACAUGUAUUAUAAGUAGUUUUGUCGUUCUUUUUUUUUUUCUUUUUAAAAAAUAUAUAUGAUUCUGGUAUAUUAUUUUACCAUUCGAGUGUCGUUGCUCGCCCCUGCGCGAGCGAAAACACUAACAAGAACAUUACUGGAGAAGAUUUAUCUCCAGAUGUAUACCGAAUUCAGUUGGGAUUAAUUGGAGAGGAAUAAUGAUAUUGAUA
This is a messenger RNA of Andrographis paniculata, 1376 nucleotides long. RefSeq lists its product as uncharacterized. Lineage: Eukaryota; Viridiplantae; Streptophyta; Magnoliopsida; Lamiales; Acanthaceae. The transcript is spliced from 2 exons. Bases 161 to 883 code for a protein of 240 amino acids. The record is from RefSeq and is a predicted model, not a curated record.